Messenger RNA from Porites lobata, 3591 nucleotides. The record is from the annotation of a GenBank genome assembly. Lineage: Eukaryota; Metazoa; Cnidaria; Anthozoa; Scleractinia; Poritidae.
AAACACAUCUCUUCUGGACCCUGUGCCUGCAGCAGGGAAGACGUUUUAACCACGAUGCAUAAGAUGACUUUCGAUGUUCCUCCAGAAAAACUCAGGAAUAAAUCGCUUCAAGGUUCUAAUGAUGAUGAUGGAUUAAAAGCACCAACUCCAGGAACCUCCGCAACUCGCAAGCGAAAACGUUCGGAGUCAAAGGAAGAAGAAACUGAAUACUCUCCAGCUGGGAAGACGGGUAAGCGCUCUCAUCAUAGUAGAUUCCAGUGCAAGAUGCCAGAAUGUAACGCAGUCGUAGGUGACAUAAGACGUCAUCUCAAAAUACAUGUCAGAAAGAGAGAGCUGUUGCAGGAAAACCUAAACGCCAUGAUCGAAAUAAUUCGACAUGGAAAACAGCAGUUUGGGCCAAUAAAAGCGAGAGAUUCGAAGGGCCCGAAGCGGCGCCGAAAAUGGUGCCCGAUUGAGGGUUGCGACGCCGUUGUCACCUACGUGAGCAACCAUCUAAAGAACGUCCAUCAAGUGAAACAUAACACAGUAGAAUACAAGAUGCACCUAAAGGCUGCUAGGCCAUAUCUUGGUCUUGAUGCUGAAAUGAACGUCUUACUGGAAGGACAGAGUGAAAUGAAUGAAGACGUUGACGAGAUUAUCGAGGACGUUGGAAAGGAAGAUGGGGACACCAUUGGAGUAGAGAACGAAGAUGGUAACAGCGUGGAAUUAAAGAAAAAGGCUGCGAAGGAUAUUGACGAAGGAGAAGACAUGCCGGUUAAGAGGGUCAAAAUGGAUACCGCACGUAACCAGGAAUUAGACAGCCACAGCGAAAAGGAGAAGAAAAAACCAAGUCCUGAGAUCAGCAAGAAGAAAAGCCACCACAAGAAAACCAAGUGUAGGAUAACUGGGUGCACUUUUUACAGCUGGGAUCUUAACCGCCAUAUGAAAACACACGUCCGGAAGGGGCAUUUGGAUGAGGAAAACCUCUCUCGUGUCAUAUCAUUGUCGUCAGCAUCAACAGAGAAACCUGAUGGAAGGAGGAAACGAUGGUGCCCAAUAGGUGGUUGUGAUGCUAUCAUAAAGUACGUGUCAAAACAUCUGAGAAAUUUUCACAAUAUAGAACCAAACUCGAAUGAGCUGAAAGAACUGUCCAAGUCGGCAAGGGCGUACGCUGGGCUAAAGGCUGAAAUUGACUUGUUUGUCAAUGAGAUCAACGAAGAGAGGCCCAGCGACUCAAAGGAGUCACCCGAGGAGGAGGAGGAGGAGGAGGAGGAGUUCGACGAAAAACGCCCUUUAUCUCCUAAUGGCAGCAGGAAGGCAAAAGGAAAAUCCCCAGUAAAGCCAGUCAGCCCAAUAACGUCGCAUACCGUUUCCGAACAAAGUGCUGAUGACACAGGUUCUGAAUACGAACCAAGUACCGAUGAAGAUACAGAAUCUUCAUCAUCUGAAGAAGAGGAUCAUCCAUCAAGAAAGUCAGCGUCGCCAAAGACACGGGAAGAUUAUUACAGAGCUUCAAAGUUUGACAACGGCCGCCACCAAUGGCUCUGUGGGUUUUUUAAUUAUUUGAGCCUUCCAUCAUCAGGUUAUAAGAAAAUACAUAUUAGGCUACAGCACGUCACCCAGGUGAAGAUAUUGCUUGAGGCAUUAGACCCUAAGGGAACAGAUAUCAAAUGCCUUGCAGAAGACCACGGUAAUGCAAUUUGGACCAAAUACAUAGACCCAGAAGUACAAGCCGGUAACAAAGCGCCAGGGACAUUGAUUUCAUACUUGACAAGUGUUGAAAAGUUUCUGCAGUAUGUAACCUCCCAAAAGUACGACCCCAAGCAAAUGCCACAUUUACUACCGUCCUGCAAAAAGAAAUUUAAUAGGGUUAUUCCAAACUUCAAAGGCUGGCGUGCAUGCAUUGACUCGUGUACGCAAGAUAGGCAGCUCAGAAAAUACAUCCAGGAAUGCGACGACCUGAUUACACCAGAACAGCUUGAAGAGGUUAAGUCCUCCAUACCAUACACUGAAGGAGAGAAAGUCAUUGUCAAGGCGUCUCUUGGAAAGCCGCUGAACAAGCAUGAGUUCACAUUAGCAAGAGACCUAAUAAUCUUUAAAUUUUCAAUUGCGACUGGCGCUCGUCCAGGUGCUUUAAAUAACGCUCUGCUUGAAGACUUCAAGACAGCAACCUCUAACGAUGGGAAAAGGGUGAUUCUUGUCCCAAAGCACAAGCGAAGUAAAGACGGCCCAGCGAUGCUGGGAAUGAACGAAGAGCUGCAGCUUAUGAUGAAUGUUUACGUGGAGUUUAUUAGACCUCAGUUCGCCAUGCCUUCAGAGACAAAAUUAUUUAUCAAGGACGAUGGCUUUGCAUUCAACGAGGGUACCAUCGGGAAGGUGCUCUCCAGAUUUUUGGAGAAAACUAAAGUUUUUAAGAAGCGAGUAAGCCACACGCACAUUAGAAAAUUUAUUGCCACUCAGACCUACCAGCAUGCAAGCCCACAGGAGGUCGAACAAGUUGAGAAGGCCAUGUGCCACGGGAAAGAUACACGAAAGAAGUGCUACAUCAGACAAGAUUGUACACGAACUACUGCCACUGCCAUGGAUAUAAUUGAGCGCGUACUAAGGCCCUCAAAAAAAAAAUAAUAAUAAUAAUAAAUAAUAAUGAGAACAUUUAUAUAGCGCCUAUUAUGUAAUAGAUCUAGGCGCUUAAUUUUAUGUCUCUAUAUCAAUAUCUUCGCAUUUAGCAUCGCUUUGAAACAGAGGCUUGGGGCAAGUCGAAAAUCGCCUAUUACUAUUCAUUUAAAAUAUUUCGCCGUUUCUGAUUGGCUUUAUCCCUCUCGGCUAAUCCUUCAUGACCAACUGCCGAAUAGCCUGCGAAAACAUCCGUUUCUCCUCGCUCUUCGUCGCUGAGGACGUUUCGCGCUGACCUGCGCUGACCGAAUCAACUUAAAUCUCGUUCCCAGGUUUCUCUCCCCUCCUUCCUCAAGAGAGGAAGACAGAGAACCCUGGGAUCGAAGUUGUGACGAAAUUGGAAGAUGUGAGCAAUAUAGUCAAUAUCAAAUCAAUGACCUCAGUCACACUUGACGCACUGAAGUGAACUAAUAAAUUAUUUUGCAUUCUCAUAAGUCGAUAAUGUUGUCAACGAAACCUUCUUCCGCAUAAGUUCUUUUUGCUUUUCUUCAUGCAGUUUUCAUUUUUUAAAAGUACAUUUAUUGGCCUCUCCAAAGAGGUUUUUAAAAACUUAUUUACACUUUGUUUAUUUUGAUAACAAGAUUCAAACAAUAUUAUUCAAAUCAGUUAUAUGACAAAAUAGAGUUUAAAAUAAAUUAUGUACUAUACAGAUCAUCAAAUUUUUACACGGUUGAACUAUUUCAGCUAAAGUUGGUGGCUAAAGGAUUAUAAUAAAACCGUUCUUAACGCUGCUUGUUUCAAGAACCUGUUUCUGUUAACCUGCUUCUUAAUACACGUCGAACUUAUACAAAGGUACUUAUUGUCACUUAUCACGUCACUCGAAACAAAAACUGACCAUGAUAACAUUGCGAAAAUAAUUCACGGAGGGGAUGCUUUUCUUUCUCUUUUCCCAUUCAGCAGCGGCGGUUUCCAUCACCUAAACCUUUCCAGUUUUCGUAC